Molecule: messenger RNA, 2696 nt
Organism: Striga asiatica
Lineage: Eukaryota; Viridiplantae; Streptophyta; Magnoliopsida; Lamiales; Orobanchaceae
Source: the annotation of a GenBank genome assembly
CGAGGCGACCUUGAUAUUUGAGCCAAGGUUAUUACGGUCAUUUCUUACCGCCAUCAUUUUCAGUUGUGUUUUUCCACUUGCUUUUCAGCCCCAUUUAGUAGCUUCCGAUUCGGCCAUAAGUUGGUGGUACUAGCCUCUACACAACCCCGCUGAGACCAUGGCGGUUACAGACUUCUUCGCCGGCGAGAUCGCCACCGAACUCCUCAAGCAGCUCAUCGCCAUCUCCCGCAAAUCCGCCGCUUGCCGCUCGAGCGCCGAGCACCUUAUUGAGUACAUCGGGGAACUUCUCCCGAUCAUUCAGGAGAUCAAGCUCACCGGGAACGAGCUCCCGCAACACCGCCAGCGCCAGCUGGACCACUUUUCCGAGACACUUUCUGGCGGCCUCGAGUUGGCGAACAAAGUCCUCAAUUCUCCCCGUUGGAACGUCAUCCGGAAUCUUCGAUUGGCCAAGAAGAUGGAAAAAUUGGAGAAAAACGUCUCUAGAUUCAUGAACUGUCACGUCCAGGCGCACGUUCUUGCUGAUGUGCAUCACGUGAGGGUGGAUAUGGCGGAGAGGUUUGAUCGGCUCGAGUGGCGGCUUGGGGCGAUGAAAAUCGGUGUGGACGGCGAAGGUGGGUGGUUGGGGGCGGCGGUGAAGAGGGUGGAGGAGGAAGAACGGUGGUGCGAGGACAAUUUGGUAAAUUUAGGUGGAAGUGGAUUAGAACUGGGGAAAAUGAAGGUAAAGGAGAUGUUGAUGUUGAAGAAGGAUGGGAAGGAAUCCAGUGUGGUUGGGAUACACGGGAUCGGAGGCAUUGGAAAAACAACGCUCGCUCGAGAAAUUUGCAAAGAUAAUGAAAUUAAGAGUUAUUUCAACAACAAGGUCUUUUUUCUCACGGUUUCCCAAUCACCAAAUGUGGAGCAAUUGAGGUCAAAAAUAUGGGGAAUGGUAUCAGGGAAUACUAUUGUGGGUCAUGGAGACAGGUUUCCUCAAAUAAACCUAGGAUACUGUGUGGAAAGCUCUGCAAGAGCCCUUUUGGUUCUUGAUGAUGUUUGGACACAAUCUGUUCUUGAGCAGCUCCUGCUCAAGAUUCCUGGUUGCAAGAUCUUGGUAGUUUCACGGCUGAAAUUCCCUCCAUCGGUCGUUGAUUGCUCCUAUGAAUUGGAUUUGUUGACUGAGAAUGAGGCAGUGUCCUUGUUCUGCCACUAUGCUUUUGAUCAAACUUCCAUACCUUUUGUUGCUGAUAAGGAAUUGGUUAAGCAGGUAGUGGACGAAUGCAAAAGACUUCCAUUGGCGUUAAAAGUGAUUGGAGCCUCUCUAAAGGGCCAGCCAGAGAUGUUUUGGACAAGUGCCAAGAAUCGUUUGUCUCGAGGACAACUUGUUAGUGAGUCCCAUGAAGUUCAGUUACUCGCUCGCAUGAAAUCGAGCAUUGACUGUCUCUCUGAGACAGAAAGAGAAUGUUUUUUGGAUUUGGGUGCUUUUCCAGAAGACAAACGAAUCCCACUGGACAUACUUAUCAAUAUGUGGGUCGAGCUGCAUGAUAUAGAGGAAGAUGACGCCUUUGCUAUCUUGGUUCAGCUUUCAGACAAGAAUCUCAUUACUUUAGUGAAAGAUCCAAGAGCUGGAGAUAAGUACAGCAGUUACUAUGAGAUUUCAGUUUAUCAGCAUGAUGUGUUGCGAGAUCUCGCCAUGCAUCUGAGCAGUGGUGAUAGUGUAAACCAACGAAGGAGAUUGCUUAUGCCGAGGAGAGAAGGAGGGCUUCCGAAAGAAUGGGAGAGGAAUGUAGAUGAGCCGUUUAAUGCUCGAGUCAUCUCGAUACAUACGGGUAUUAAUACUAUUCAACUUAACACCGAAAAAUAUGAAAUUACAAAGAGUGAAGGCGAAAUGAGUGAAAAAGACUGGCCACAGAUGAACUGCCCGAAAACAGAAGUCCUCGUCCUGAAUUUCUCCUCACCCGAAUACACCCUUCCUCCUUUCCUCCAUAACAUGCCCAGACUUCGCGCCUUAAUCCUCAUCAACUACAGCUCCUCCAAUGCCACACUCCACAAUACCUCUAUUUUCAGCAGCCUAACCAAUCUAAGAAGCCUCUGGUUUGAAAAAAUAUCACUCCCUCUUCUACCCGACACCACCACACCCUUAGAGAAACUAACAAAAGUCUCUCUCAUCCUAUGUGACAUCAGCAAAAGCGUCAACCGUGAAGGACUCGACUUGCCUCUCCUUUUCCCCCGUCUUUCCGAACUCACGUUAGACCACUGCAUAAACCUAAUCGAAGUCCCGUCAAGUGUGUGUCAGAUGAAGACACUCACGAGUUUGAGCGUCACGAAUUGCGAUAGUCUGCGAGAACUGCCGUUGGAUUUGGGAAAACUUGUUUUGUUGCAAAUAUUGAGGCUGUCUGCGUGUCCGAACCUGAAGAGGCUGCCUUCGGGAGUCGGGAGCCUCGUUUGGCUCAAGUAUUUGGAUGUGUCUGAGUGUGUGAAGUUGGGUUGUCUGCCGGAGGAUUUGGGUGGGUGCAAGAGUCUGGAAAAGAUAGAUAUGAGGGAGUGUGUGCAGAUUAGGAGUUUGCCGGAUAGUGUAGGGCUUUUGUCGUGCUUGAGACGUGUGGUUUGUGAUGAGGAGGUUUGUUGGCUUUGGAAGGACGUCGAGAAGGAUUGUCCGGGGCUUUGUCAGGUUCCCCGAGAGUCUUUCACGCUCGACUGGCUGGCUGAAUAAGGGGUUUUCA